Messenger RNA from Tympanuchus pallidicinctus (lesser prairie-chicken), 1477 nucleotides. It is a transcript of the gene FEZ1, whose product is annotated as fasciculation and elongation protein zeta 1. The record is from RefSeq and is a predicted model, not a curated record. The transcript has 10 exons. The coding region runs from base 149 to 1333 and encodes 394 amino acids. Gene Ontology annotation, cellular component: axon; cytoplasm. NCBI's taxonomy places the organism in Eukaryota, Metazoa, Chordata, Aves, Galliformes, Phasianidae.
ACGUCACCCCUCACCUCCCCCCCCAUCCAACCCGUUCCGCGCGUGCGCAACGCGUCCGUCCUCCCCUCUCCCCCCUCCCCCGGUCAACCUUCUCCCGAAGCGCGGAGGAUGCGGGGCCGCAGCUAAGACGGCAGCGGUGGCAAGGAGGAUGGAGGCACCCCUGGUAAGCCUGGAGGAGGAGUUUGAGGAGGGGCCUGGGGACAAUGGAGGGGCCCCUCAACGCACCGUGGACCCAGCACUGGCUGAGCUGGAGAGCUUCUCGACUGAGAUGAUGAGCUUCAAAUCGAUGGAGGACCUGGUGCAGGAGUUCGAUGAGAAGCUCACCGUCUGCUUCCGCAACUACGAUGCCACCACUGAGGGCCUGGCCCCUGUGAGAGGCAGGCUGCAGGCACAGGAGGAGGAGGAGCACCUCCAGGAUGAGGAAGUCUGGGAUGCCCUCACUGAUGGCUUUGUCCCCCGAGGCUCCCCCCGGCCCUGGAUGCACCCUGAGGCUGAGGCCCCUGAUGGCAUCGAUCCCCAGCUCUGUGAGAAGGAAGAUGAAGAGCUUGCUGAGAGAAGCGAACACGACUCAGGCAUCAAUGAGGAACCACUGCUGACAGCUGAGCAGGUCAUCGAGGAGCUGGAGGAGCUGAUGCAGAGCUCGCCUGACCCUGAGGUGGAUCCUGAGGGUGAUGAGGAGGAGGAGGAGGAAGAAGAAGAUGAGGAAGAGGAUGCUGAGGCCAACGCAGAGGGUGAUGGUGGAGGCAGGGGCAUGGAGCCCAUCAUCCUGCGUGAGCUGCACACCUUCUCCCCCACCAUCAACAACAACUGCUCCCAUGAAGGGCUGGAGCAGCUGACGGCCGGGGAGCUGGCAGCGGCAGCAGGGCGCGCAGAGGCAGCGAGCCGGGCACUGUCGGCCGAGCUGGUGGCCCAGCUGGCACGGCGGGAUGAGCUGGCCUUCGAGAAGGAGGUGAAGACGGCGUUUAUUGGGGCACUGCUGGCCGUGCAGGGGGAGCAGCGGGAGCAGCGGGAGGCUGCACGCCGCCGCCGCCGCGACCGUGGGCUCAGCCUGCAAGGAGGUCGUCCCGAGCGUGGGGGACAGAUGCCCAGAAAGCGGUUCAGCAUGGAGGGCAUCUCCAGCAUCCUGCAAUCCGGCCUGCGUCAGACCUUUGGCCCCGCUGCGAACGAGAAGCAGUAUCUGAACACAGUGAUUCCCUAUGAGAAGAAGGGUUCGCCGCCCUCCGUUGAGGAUCUGCAGAUGCUCACCAACAUCCUGUUUGCUAUGAAGGAGGGAAAUGAGAAGGUGCCCACGCUGCUGACGGACUACAUCCUCAAAGUGCUCUGCCCAACCUGAUGCAGUGCAGCCCUGCACCCCCAAACUUCAGCACCCCCAGAAAUGGGGCCAGUCACAUGGAAACAGGUCACCUGCACCUCCCCGGCCCACAUCCCCCCAAACCUCUGCACAGCUGGGAAAUAAACAAUUUGUUUCAUUAAUUAA